Messenger RNA from Effrenium voratum, 3291 nucleotides. NCBI's taxonomy places the organism in Eukaryota, Dinophyceae, Suessiales, Symbiodiniaceae. The record is from the annotation of a GenBank genome assembly.
AUGGACGCUCGUGCGCGGUUCGCGCUGAAGACUGCGGAGGCCGAGUGGGCUGAAUCAGUGAGUUCAGCCCGCAGCUUCGUGCAGUCCCUUCACGAGCAGCUGGCGCGAUUGGAGCGGCAGCAAAGACGGCUGCUGGAAGAGCUACGGCCGAAGGAAGAGACGCACGAGGAUGUUCCCGACCCAUGCGUGGCUUUGGAGCCGGUGUGCCAAAUGGAGUCAGAGGUGCCUUCCGCGGGUUCCCGCGACGCAAAGCCGGCUGACUUGCAAGGCACCAGCAGCGAGAAGAAGUGGAAGUAUGCGGCCAAGAAGGCCAGAUCUGCUGGCAUUACAAAGGACCAUGACAUCGAGGCAAUGCGACGCAGGCUGCGGGCGUUCAACGAGAGCGCUUCGCGAAUCUUGGGCGGCCGUUGGGAGAUGAACUGCGACAAAGGAGUCUCCAUGGUGUGCAUGGUGUCUUCGCCCUUCUUCGAUGCCGUGGCUGCCUUUCUGAUCCUCUUUAACUCCUUCAUCGUGGGCUGGGAAGUUGAGUGGAGCACCUCCAGCACCGCGGAGAACCCCGUGAUCGAGGCGCUCUCGUCCUUCUGCAACUUGGUCUUCCUCGUGGAGCUGAUUCUUCGCUUGUAUGCCUUCCGGAUGGACUUCUUCUUCAAUCGCGAACGAAGAGCUUGGAACAUCUUUGACUUCAUCCUGGUUGUGCUCGCGGUGGUGGAUGAAAUCUCUGUUCUGGCUCUGGGGACAGAGGCAAGCACCGGAGCAGUGGGCAGCGUCAAGAUGCUGAAGAUGCUUCGCAUUCUCAGAAUUUUCCGUGUCUUCCGCUUCUUCCGGCCGCUAGCUCGACUGGCCCUGAUGAUCAUAGAUUCGAUCAGAUCUUUGCUGUGGGCCAUGUUUAUGCUGGGGCUUAUAUCUUACGUGUUCGCGGUGACUUUGACCGGGCAGGCGACGAUGUGGCUGACGGAGCAGGUCGACACCUCUCUGCCUGACUGGUAUGACAGCCUUGCACACCACCAGGACAUCAACGUGAGAUUGAUUUGGUCUUCAUACGGCUGCCUGGGAUGGACGGUGUAUACUCUGGCUCAGACAGUGCUUGAUGGCGUGAGUUGGCAUGAGGUUUUGGAGCCUUUGUUCAGCAUUGGUUGGCUGCCUGUAAGCUUGCUGCUACUGUACAUAUCUUUCACCAUGCUGGCGGUUUUAAAUGUAAUUACAGGUGUGUUUGUUGACAAUGCUUUUCGCUCUGCUGACAAGCAGCACAUCGACAUCAUCCAGAGGGAGAUUGACAAGAAAGAGGAGUGUAUGUCAUUGAUCGAGGCCUUCUUCAAUGCAGUGGAUGUCAAUCAGACCGGAGAGAUAUCCAUGGAGGAACUCGCUUGGUUCUUGGAUGAUGCCACUAUGGAUGCCUUCUUCCGGGUGCUUGGCUUUGACGUUUACGACAAGACGAGCUUCAUGGAACUCCUGGACGCGGAUGACAACGGAAAUGUCAGUUACGACGAGUUCCGGGAAGGCUGCAUGCGCUUCAGGAUUUUGGCAAGGCAAGUCAUCGACACGCAACAUGAAGUGCAGAGUGGCAUCGGAGGAGAGUACCUGGCCGAAUCCAGCAUCGACCUGGAUUGUCUGCUGCUGGUUUGUAUGGAUUACAGGUCGGUCUCCCUGCCGGUGGCAGUACUCACAGGUCGCCCGUCCGACUGUCGCCCGGAGCUUCCGGAGGUCUUCGAGAUGGAGGGAUUCCAGAUGAAGCGCUUCAACGUGACCUUCACUGCAAGGCGAGAUCUGCAAGUGAAUGGGCUCCCAACAUACUGGGAUGAAUGCGGACAGCUGUUCAUCUAUUGGCAGGUGAGUGGGAGCAGAUGGGCAGUUUGUCCUCGAAGUGACGACAGCCGCAAGGACCUGUUGAACAGCGUCCGCAGUGGAGAAGCAGUCGGUAUGGCAUACGAGGAGGCUGACACCCCUGGGCUUUGGUCCGAGUACACGGAGAGUGGCUUUGAGCCCACCACCGUUCGUCUCAGGCACUUGCGAGAGUCGGAAGGACCCAACUCACCACGUGGUAAACGGAUUUCCAGAUGGCGCAAAGAGGCUCAGGAGCGAGCUGCCAACUCUCGCAGUGGCAGCCAAAUGCCAAAGUCCUUGGAGGACAUGAAGCAUUUGCUGGAGUCGAGAAGUGAUGUAGAGGAGGUCUUCGUGAUACAAGGUCCGAAAGAAGCAGAGCUCGUCGUCUCCUUCCGCAGCCAAAGAACGGCCGAAGAUGCCGUGGAGCUGGGUCAAGGCUUGCUGGACGCUUAUCCAGAUGUGGUGAAAGACUUGACCAGCGAGGAGGUGGAGCGAUUGCGCGAUCGCAGUCAAGGCGGCUAUCGCCCGUGCCCCGGCAGGUCAGAGCACGAGUUGCAACCUGUGAUGAGAUCGGGCAAUGUGCAGUCCACAGCUCGAUCCAAAGCAAAAGCAUCUCCGCAGAAAUCUGGAGAUGAAGCAGAGGCAGAGAAACCGCCUAACCGGAGAGCUGAGAGACCAGAGUUGGAGCAGUCAAACAGCUUGCAGCAGCUGACAGAGCUCGUCCAGUCGCUGAGCAAGCCGACCUCAGCUCCGGCUCUGCCUUCUCCACCCCCUGCUCAAAAGCCUGAGCCGCUCCAGCCGUCAACCGAGAAGGAGCUGCCUCCGCAUCCGCGCGAGAGCGAGGGUCUGGAGGUUUGCGCGGAGAAUGACCUGGACUUCGCGGGGCUGGACCUGCAAGAGCUGCUGUUGCAGCAGGAGUCCAACCAAAGCCAGGAGUUCGGCGACCCGCGGGAGGCGGAGGCGACGGCGGACGGGACCGGAAGCCUCAAGUCGGCCGACGCUCCGAGCAGGACAUCCCCCGCUUGGGAGGACUGGGCUGCGUCCACCAAGGAGGCCUUGAAGCAGCUGGAGGCCUUGGCAUCCAGUCCAGAGGCCAGGCAAGUGCAGCGAGCGCAGCGAGCGCACAGAGCCCCACAUGCCAUGCCCAUCGAGACUCAAGGUGUUCCAAGGGGAGCACAGCCCAAAGCAAGAGCAGAGGCCUCGCCGGGGCUCGGAGCUCAAGCAGCUCCAGCAGCUGAAGCAGCUGGAGCAGCUCAAGCAGCUCAAGCAGCUGAAGCAGCUGGAGCAGCUCAAGCAGCUCAAGCAGCUGAAGCGCCAGGUCCGGUUUCCAAUGUCGAAACGGAGCCACCGGCAAAGCUCAAGAAAAGCAAGAAAGCAAAGAAGGACAAGAAAGCCAAGGAUGCCAAGCUCGAGGAGAGGCUGCGUUCGGAGUUGGAAGAAGAGUUCCGCUUGGCGGAGGCGCGGCGCUGA